Coffea arabica (coffee) is the source of this 840-nucleotide messenger RNA. The record is from RefSeq and is a predicted model, not a curated record. Lineage: Eukaryota; Viridiplantae; Streptophyta; Magnoliopsida; Gentianales; Rubiaceae.
AUGGGAAGCAAUUUAUGGCUGCAACAACUUCACAUUAACUAUCCAGAAAAUAAACGAUCAUUGAACUGGUCAAGACGUUACAAUAUCAUUGGAGGUAUAGCAAAAGGACUUCUUUAUCUGCAUGAGGAUUCUCGUCUAAGAAUUGUUCAUCGCGAUCUCAAAGUAAGUAAUAUAUUAUUGGAUGGAAAUAUGAGUCCAAAGAUAGCAGAUUUUGGCAUGGCAAAGAUUUGUGGAGUUGAUCAAUAUGAAGGAAACACAAAUAGAAUUGCUGGCACAGUUGGUUAUAUGGCUCCUGAAUACACAAGGUGGGGUCAGUUCUCACUAAAGUCAGACGUGUUUAGUUUUGGGGUUGUAAUUUUGGAAAUUGUCACGGGCAAGAAGAGCAGUGAUUUCCAUCAAUUUAGAGAUUCCGAAGACCUUCUAAGCUAUGUUAUACUUAACUACAAUGAUGGGAAAAAAGGUUGUGAUUCGAAAUCUUUUAUGAAUAAAUCUCGUAUAUCAGACAGUGCUUGGAACCAUUGGAGACGCGGCCAAACUUUAGCUCUUUUGGAUUCAAGCGUUGGAGAUUCUUAUGCCAGAAAUGAAGUCAUUCAAUGCAUCCAAGUUGGCUUACUAUGUGUUGAAGAAGAUGCCAGUAAAAGACCCAAAAUGGCUUCCGUGGUCAGCAUGCUCAAUCCUGGUUCUGUUUCCCUACCAACUCCACAUCGUCCGGCAGUUUUCCGGAGCAAUGGAUCGGAGAGCAGGGUAGACGAGCUGAAAGUUGAUCAAUCCAACACUCAAAGAAUUUCAGCUCCAAGCUCUGUCAAUGAUGCAUCAAUUACUGAACCAUAUCCCAGAUGA